Camellia sinensis is the source of this 1146-nucleotide messenger RNA. The record is from RefSeq and is a predicted model, not a curated record. NCBI's taxonomy places the organism in Eukaryota, Viridiplantae, Streptophyta, Magnoliopsida, Ericales, Theaceae.
AUGGCGGAUUCUCUUAAUGAUCUGGCGAGGAGACUAGUACUGACAAAGGAGGAGGAAGCAGAAGUGGUGGUGGAGGAGGUUCAUCUUCAACCUACGGAGGCGAAGGUGGGGCUUUGUUUGGUAGGUAAACUUCUUACUACGCGUCCAUUCAAUUUUGAGGCGCUUCGGACUACUUUGACCGCGGUUUGGAGAGCAUCUAAAGGGAUCGUGUUUAAGACAUUGGGUGAUAAUUUGUUUUUGAUCAAGUUUGGUCAUAUUGUUGAUAAGAGAAGGGUGAUGCUUAAUGGCCCAUGGAAUUUUGAUAAACAGUUGGUGAUGUGGAGAGAUUUUGAUGGGGAUUUACUACCAUUGGACAUCACCUUCUCCACGAUGGAGUUUUGGGUUCAUGUAUCCAAUCUCCCUCUUAUUAGCAUGACACGGGAUGUGGGGGUUCUGCUAGGUAAUCAACUUGGGAGGUUUGUUGAUAUGGAAUAUGGAGAUGGUGGUAUUGCUUGGGGGCAAUCUCUCUGUAUUCGGGUAGCGAUCAAUAUUGUCAAACCACUACGGCGGGAGUUGAAAUUGGCCUUAAGUGGGCGGGAGUCGGUGUGGAUUACGCUUACGUAUGAGAAACUCCCAAACUUUUGUUUUCACUGUGGUUUGCUUGGCCACAGUGUUCACGACUGUUCGACUAAGAUUUUGGGAGGGAAGGAGGGGGAGUCUGUUAGAAACUCUAAAAUGUUAUCGAAGGAUGUAGAUGUGCAACAAGGUGGUCAAGGGGAUGGCUCAAAUCAUAGCUUUGUUCCGGUGACGGCAAAGCACCGGAGCCCAGAGAAGGAAUCUAUGGGUCAGUCUAAAUCAGGUAAGGAUAAUUUAGCUCCCCCAAUCACCGGGAUUGCAUGUAUACCAGCGGAUUUGGUGGCCUCUUUGGGGGGAUUGGAGGGUGGCGAUCUUCCUUUGGCGCCAAGGCCAGAUAUUCAAACUACGGAGGGCUGGGUUGGGCUCGACCAUGAUUUACAUGGGCCUAAUGUGGAGAGGGUUGUGGAGGUGGCGACUAUAGGGAGGUUAGGGGAAAAGCUUGAUGGGCAAGCGAUUGUGGGCUUGGGGGGAGGAUGGGCCCAAGCUUUGUGGGUUGAUAGGCCCACGUUUAGACUUUUCUGUGAGCGCUGA